AUGCCUAGGGCUUCAAGUGGUGCUUGUGUCCGAUGCAAACGUGCCUGGACGUCCCCGAAUCCUCUCGUCAAGGACCCGGCUCCGGAGAACACUUUGAAGCGACGAGGCCAGGCAAACUUCUGUCAGCCUUGCUUCUCCUACUGUUCUUGCGAUCCUCAAUUCAAACAACUGUCUGCUGCGGAGAUUGUGACAAAGAUCGAUGAGGAUCAGGCUAGCUACGACAGUGGACUAACUUCCUGGGAGGAGAGCAGGCGUGAAGGUGGCCGUCGUUCCAGAAAUCCGGAUCGUUCGACCCAAGUGACGGGCGAGGUUCGCAAUGCGGUGUCCACGAAGCAGCUGCUUGGUUACUUGUGGCCACAAGCCCUGUUGAAGAAGCAUGGGCUACUAGACCUGUGGACGAAAGGUCCUCGACAGACUAUAAUCCAUUUUGGCCAAAAGCUGACUGGAGUCAUGCGGGAGGUCAAUGGGGUAGGGGCUGUCGAGGUGACCCAGGACAGCCAGAUUGCAGCUGUAAGAGCUCACCAGGUUUGUGAUCGCGAAGCAGAUGAACAAGAUGAGGCGGAUGACGUCCACCAGAGCUUGACCAAGCAGCUCAAGCUGACCCAGGAUGAUGAUGGCAAUGGGUUGCUCAAGGGCAAGAAGAAGGGCAGGGAUGAUUUCGGUGAUUUCUUCGGCAUCUGGGGGGUUUCGGGGGCUGUAUCGUCGUCAGGCUCCAAGGACAAGGACAAUGACGAGGAUGCAACAGAUGCUGUUCAGACAGGUACCCCGAAACCCAACAAACGUCCUCGCAAAGAGGUGGCCAAGGCCUCCACUUUCAGUGGAGCGGGGUGCCGAUUGUCCGGUGGCACUGCUACUUUGACUGUGAAUGCCCAAGGAGGGGGGGAUGAUUCCACCACUCAGCCAGACUCAUCGACUCCUCAGUUUGGGUCAUCCGCUUCAUGGCUGUUUGGAGGGAGCAGCAAGAUUCGCGGUGCAAAAGGAAAAGGCGCCGGCAAGGGGUCAUGCAAGGAGUUGGAUCUCACCGACAAAAUCCUGCAACAGUAUGACAACACGAAGGUGGCUUUCGCCAGUGAUGCCUCCUUCAUGAGCAUUACCUUUGCAAAGGUGACCACAAUGGCCGAGAAGCUACAGGGUCGAAGCAGCGAGGAGUGCUUGAAGCUCCUCAGGGACUUGACGGCAUCCGGUUCCGGUACCGACACUGAGAGGGCCUUGUCCAUUAUGCGGAGGCUCAGUGCUGCAAACUCCGAGGUUGGUGCUCUUUGCCAGGUGGUUUCAGCGGUGCAUGACAUGGAAGCAAGUGCCGCCACUCUGCUAGAGGGUAUCAAUGAAGCCAAGAGUGCAGGAAUUUCUCUGCCAGGGAGUUUGCACCAGAUGUACCAUGCUCGGGCAUUGAAGGAGGAAUGCAAGUCGGGAAAUUGGCAGGGCUUCUUGGACAUGCUGCAGUGUGCGGAAAUUGGCGCUAUGUUCGGCACAGGAUCUGAGCAGGGUGCUCUCAUUGAAUUCCAAUUUUGCUCCUUCCGAUCCUCGUUGUCCAAACUCUUGCAGCAGGAAGUCUCCCCGGCGGAUGUGCAGAAGCCGGACCCCAAUGGGCCAUCGCCGCCGAUUUCCGAAGAAGAGAAGUCUCGCCGAGAGGCAGCCAAGAACCAGGCUAUGAAGGCAAGAGCUUUGGAGCUGGCGAAUGGGGUCAAGGCUCUCCAGCUGCAUGCCGAUGAUAUUGAUACCUUGAGAAGUGCUCGGUUGUCCGUGGUGAACAAAAAGGCCGCAAUGCAUGAGUGCAUGACCCUUUUUCCUUUAGGUCAGUUCAUCCAACAGAUGUGCAAUGCUGGGCUGGAGGCUUGGCAUCGUGAUAGGGCUCUCGCAGCAGACUUGGAGUCCUGCAUCACUACCUGUUCUCAGAUGAAAAGCUUCACUGCGGACAUGCUGUUGAAGGGCGAGGCUCCCGAGAUCACAAUUCAGGUUCCAGGGCAAGCGAAGCUUUGCGAGGUUGUGCAGAAGAUGAACAUGAUUCAGAACACCGCCUCGCCCUUGUUCCUGCAGGAGUUUUCUUCCCAGGUGGCAUUGGUCGAAACCAAGAUGCAGGAGGUGAGGGAUGCCUUGUUCCAGGCUUGUGCUCGGAAGUUUCACCUCGUAUGUGGUGAUGCUGUACUUGGGGUCUUGAGCACGAUCCUCUCAGAGAGCCUGACAGCAGAUCUCACGGCCAAGCUCAUCGAAAAGAUUAACACGGCCAAAGCCUUCAGUCCAUGCUCCCAAGCUCUUCUGCAGAAGUGCAUCGGCAUGCAAGCCCAGGAAGUAAUCUCCGUUGUGACGGGUGUGCGAGACUUCUUCGGAGCCUUUGCAGCUGCUCUUCCAGGCCUUGUUGCUCUUUGGCAAGCCGCCGGCGAUGCAGCUCUGUUCUCCCCGUCCCGUUUGUUGCAUGCUGAGAUGACUAAGUUCAUGGCGGCUUGGGCGAGUGCUUCCACAAGGUCUGCACUACAGGAGAUGGCGCCCGAGAUCGACGAGAAGCUUUCUGCAGUGGUCCGGAAGAUUUGUGAGAAUGCCCUGUUACCGGAAUGCAUUUCAUUUGGCUUCAUCAACUUCGUCGUCUUCUUGACCAAGGGAGAUGCAAGCGAGGACAUGAAAACCAUCGUGGGCGAAUUCCAGGGCGACGAAGACAAGGUGAUGUUGGACUUCGAGGGGAUAUUCGAGCAGUACUCCAUUGAGUUAGCCCGGGAUUGGUAUCCUCUUCAGGAAGGUGAUCUGCAGCUGUCGAGUUCGGCGAUUUGUGCAGCCGGGUCAGUUCUUCCUCUUGCGAAGAUGGUUGUCCAUAUGUCGAGUUGGACACGAUCCAUUUCCCUGACGACUUCCACUGCACUUGCUCUGCAGAAAGGCGUCAGCAACCCCAAGGAUUUGUUUGUGGAUUGUAUUAUGACUAAUCUGGGCAGCAAGGAGCACGAAGCAGGUAAGUUCAUGCAUUGUCUACGACGGGCCUCUCAGGGUGCAAAUACUACACAGCAGCAGAUGGCCGCUGAGUUUGUGAAUGGCUGCUUGGUCAAGGGUGCACACCUUUUCCUAAAGGCGAUUGAGAUUGCCACCGCAGAUUUCCGGGAGCUUCGCGACACCUUGCAUGUUUGCUACAAGCAGUUCGACGGCCUCGUGGAGUUCAAUGCAUCCUUGGAUGAGGGAAAGAUCGACUCGGUUCUCACGGAUCGGCUAUGCCAGUGCCCCUCCAUGCAGAAGUGUUUUCUUUUCCUUUCGCAUGGUCCGGAGAUGCUUGAAUCCUUGCAGAAGUUCCUUGUGGGUCUUGAGGCAGCUGCCACUCAAGGCGGCCAGGGUAUGUUCAGGUGUGGGUCCGCAUACCAGCCGGUAGCCCAAGCGGCAAAUGCGAGCAUACAGGAGCUGAAAGCUUUCAUGGUUUCGGAUUGGAAUUCGAAGGUCACCAUCGAAGAGCUAAAGGCUUCUUUGAAUUCUGAGUCCAAAAAAGAGGAUUCUUUCACGAUUGGAGUGAUUCAGCAGGCUUUGAUUAGCCGGGCUCACACUGGCAUCCGAAAGCGCGGCGACUUCUGCAAAAACGCAGCUUGGCGAGUGCGGAACUUGAUUACCAUGUUUUGUGCGAUCGCGAAGAGGCCUCACAGGCCUAGGGAAGCGAAUAUCAUCAAGAUCUACGAAAUGGUGGGCAUCAAAGUUCCUGAAGGUCGAUCGCCAACCACUGCCGAAGAGGAAGCCGAGGAUGACGGUGCUGAAGAAGAGUAUGAAGAAGAAUGUUUAAGCGAAGAUGAGCUUGUGGAUCCGGAUGCAGUUGGUAGCGGUGAGCCAACAGCCGUUGUGAGCGACGCAGCAGCUGAAGCAGUCCCGACAGCAGCCUUCCACGUGCAUCCGCACCGUACCCUGACCAGUGCCUUGUACACAUUAUACUCGAAGCAUUAUGUGCAUCAAACUUCCCAGAUCGAUCGGACGCCCAUCCAAGGUGAUUCGGUUACCACAGCCGCCUCGACUCCUUCGCCACACAGGCCGGCCGAUUUGCCGGACCCUUCGCCGCCAUCAGAAGUCCCCGCACCAUCCGCUUUGCACACCCCGUCGCCAUGCAACAAGCCUUCAGAAGGAGUCCCAACCCCAACCGAUGAGAAGCAGCCAUGUGCACGCCGCACGAAACAGCUCAUGCUCGAUGCCUUGAACGAAGAGUGUGAGAUGCUAGAGCAAUAUCGACCAGACCGAGACGCUGCCGAUAUGGAGCCUGCACACGCGGAAGCGGUCUUGCAGGAAGCGAUGAUCCAGGUUCGAGAGUUUGAGGAGCAUGUGCACUUGCAGCAGGCACAUGAUGAGGAGCCCCCCCAGGUCCCAUACUUCCAGGCCCGAACGCGAGUCAUGGAGGGUCGAUGCGAUAGUGAUGAUAUGGAUGUUCCUGUCCCACUGCCCCAACUGGUGAAAGCUGUGACCGACGACGAGCCUGGGACCCCGUGCCUGAGUCCGAACGAAGCUGUGCUAAGUUCUGAAAAGGAGCAGGAACCAGUCAUGCCGCCCCAGGAGGUAGCAGAGGAGCCGCCCCAGAAGGUAGCACAGGAGCCCACCCCACCCCAGGAGGUGGAAGCGGCCGAGCCAGCUUCGAUCAGCAAAGGUGGAAAAAAGAGCAAGCCGGAGCAGGAGACAGCACCUCCUAGCGAGGAGGUGGAGCUUGUGUCGAAGCCUGCUUGUGUGAGAGAGCUGCCCGUGCUGUCCCCACAGGAGCAGGCAAAGCACGCACGCGACGUGAGGAAUGAGCCGCAUGCCGAAGCCCCGAAGACACGCAAAGGAAAAGGAAAGGGAAAGAAGAAUGGAAAGGGUAAGGGUAAGGGGAAGCCCAAAGCAAGCGAUAGUGAUGAUCCAGAAGAGCCCAAAGCGCCAUCGGAGGAAGCAAUGGAGGACGACGAGGAGGCACAGCCCAAAGCCCCCAAGAAGAGACGAUCGAAGGCAGCAAAGGAGGCGGAUCAUGAGUACGAGGAGCCACAGCCCAAAGCCGGUAAGAAGAAGCGAUCGAAGGAAGCAGGGGAGGACGAGGAGCCACAGCCCAAAGCCCCCAAGAAGAAAGGAUCGAAGGCAGCAAAGGAGGCGGAUGAGUACGAGGAGCCACACAGCAAAGCCGGUAAGAAGAAGCGAUCGAAGGAAACAGGGGAGGACGAGGAGCCGCAGCCCAAAGCCAACAACAAGAAGAAGGCAGCAAAGGAGGAGGAGGAGGAGCCACAGCCCAAAGCCAACAAGAAGAAGAAGGGAGCAAAGGAGGAGGAGCCACAGCCCAAAGCCAACAAGAAGAAGGGAGCAAAGGAGGAGGAGCCGCAGCCCAAGGCUAACAAGAAGCAGGCAACGAAGGAGACAGAUCGGGAUGCAAUCUUGGAGGAACGGCGGAUGCGAAACUGUCGCAAAAGCAAGGCAUACCACAGUGCAAAGAACGCCGCUCUGAAAAGCGGUUUGAGUGAUGAAGAAGCCAAGAAGAAGGCACAGGAGGUAUCUUGCAUUAUUUGCAUGUUUUAUGUCACAUGA
Symbiodinium sp. CCMP2592 is the source of this 5490-nucleotide messenger RNA. The record is from the annotation of a GenBank genome assembly. Lineage: Eukaryota; Dinophyceae; Suessiales; Symbiodiniaceae.